CUCAGAGGCCUCAUUUGCGUGCGGCCUCUAUAAGUAGCCGGUCGUGCCGCGCGCUCCGUCCUGGUCGGUCACUCUUGCGCUCCGGCUCGUGGGUCCUAGGUGUCCGUCGCUGUUGCCGCCAUGCCUGAGCCCGCCAAGUCUGCCCCCGCGCCCAAGAAGGGCUCGAAGAAGGCGGUGACGAAGGCGCAGAAGAAGGACGGCAAGAAGCGCAAGCGCAGCCGCAAGGAGAGCUACUCGGUGUACGUGUACAAGGUGCUGAAGCAGGUGCACCCCGACACGGGCAUCUCGUCCAAGGCCAUGGGCAUCAUGAACUCGUUCGUGAACGACAUCUUCGAGCGCAUCGCGGGCGAGGCGUCGCGCCUGGCGCACUACAACAAGCGCUCGACCAUCACGUCGCGGGAGAUCCAGACGGCCGUGCGCCUGCUGCUGCCCGGGGAGCUGGCCAAGCACGCCGUGUCCGAGGGCACCAAGGCCGUCACCAAGUACACCAGCUCCAAGUAGACGUUUUGCUGCCGACGCCGCCGCACCGCUUCCUUCCAAAGGCUCUUUUCAGAGCCACCCACCUUGUCACUAAAAGAGCCUUUCUGUCUUUGCAUGUUGCUAAGGAAAAGGGAUGAGUGAUAGGGCCGUGCGUCCAGCGUUUAAGACUUGUGAAAUGGAGGGUUGUCAUGUCACGUUUGUUGUAUGAACGAACUUGUCUGCGCUUCGAACUAGGCAAAGCUACUAGGUCGACUUUGAACUGCCGCCACUUUGCUACUUAUACGAUGUGUUCUACUUUGGGUUAGUCGCUUGCAGUUGUCUACAGGGGAUAAGGACGGCGACCUGUAUCCUGGGUCUAAUGGGCUUUCAUGAGGCAAUCACUUCUGGUCAUUUUGAGAUAGGAUUUCACUAGCCUAACCUGAGCUGGAAUUCACUAAUGUUAGGGUGCCCUCGGACUUUGGGCGACAUUCCUACCUCUGCUUUCCAAGUGCUGGGAUUAAAGGUGUGCGCCAUCA
This is a messenger RNA of Jaculus jaculus (lesser Egyptian jerboa), 995 nucleotides long. RefSeq names its product histone H2B type 1-C/E/F/G/I. NCBI's taxonomy places the organism in Eukaryota, Metazoa, Chordata, Mammalia, Rodentia, Dipodidae. The record is from RefSeq and is a predicted model, not a curated record. Gene Ontology annotation, cellular component: nucleosome. Bases 121 to 501 code for a protein of 126 amino acids. The transcript has a single exon. Gene Ontology annotation, molecular function: structural constituent of chromatin; DNA binding; protein heterodimerization activity.